Arabis nemorensis is the source of this 1323-nucleotide messenger RNA. The record is from the annotation of a GenBank genome assembly. Lineage: Eukaryota; Viridiplantae; Streptophyta; Magnoliopsida; Brassicales; Brassicaceae.
AUGUCUGGAAGAAGCAAGAUUCACCGAGAGGUUGGACUCAGUUUUCAUGACAGACGUCCAUGGUUAAUUAGGAAGCAUAAUUUGAAUGAUAGUCCUGAGGAUCGAGAGCUCGGUGCUGCUAAGGAAGAGCUUAUCGGGAGAAAGAAGAGAAGAAUACGACCAGAGAUUCCUCUUCCUAUGCAUUUGGUGAAUGAAGAGAUUCUUACGAGACUGCCUGCUAAAUCACUCAUGAGAUUCAACUCUGUCUCCAAGCUUUGGUCAUCUCACAUCAACUCACCAUAUUUCAGCAACCGCUUCCUCACCCAACGACGUCGUCCUCGUAUUUACAUGUGCUUGCUGGAUCCUAGUGACCGCCACAAAGAUGUAAUGCUAUCAUUGACUCUAGACAACACUACUACUCCCUCUUCCUUUGUAGUUGACCACGGUCUGACCAUCCUGCAGAGGGGAUGCUACUUCUUGCAAAGUCUUCGUGGCUUCAUGUGCUACACCUCCUGGGAAAAGCCGCAGAUCUUUAACCCUGCCACAAGACAGCUCGUCACCUUACCCGCCGCCCUCGAAUCCUCCAAGAUCACACCUCCUUCAGGAGUAAGUGCAAAAAUUGUUUCCUACUAUUAUGGAUACGACCCUGUUAACGGCCACUACAAAGUGGUCUGCUCAACUGGUGUAAACUUUAAAGAUUUGCAAGAGAUGAGGUCAGAGCAUUGGGUCUUUGUCCGAGGUUCGUGGAAAAAGGUGGCUCCAACUCCACUGGACUAUUGUCCUCACCUUCCAGCCAGAGGAGGAGUGUGUAUCGAUGGGGUUAUAUAUUACCUGGGUUGGACUAGUAGUAACAAUUGUGCGGUUGUGAGUUUCCACAUUAGAUCUGAAGAGUUCAAAACCAUCCAAUUACCUCAUAGGGACGACAUGUCUGCAGGACUCUACGAUGUGAGUGUUAUAGAGUAUUGUGGCAAAGUAACUGUCAUUGACCAAACCAAUCUUAGAAACAAGGGUUUGCUAGAUUUAUGGGUUGUGGAAGACGCUCGGAACAAGAAAUGGUUGCGGAAGACUAUGGCUUUGCAGCCUUGUCAGCUGCAUUUGAUCAAUGGCACCAUAUUCAACGUCAAAGGUACAACUCAAAAUGGCAAGCUUUUCUUCAUACCAAGGCGUUGGUUUUUUCCCUUUCACAUUCUCUAUUAUGAUCUGCAAAGCAAUGAUUUGCAAAAGAUCGAAAUCAAAGGUGUACCGGAAUACUGGUCAAACAAGGAGAAAUCAAACAUUAACGUUUCGUUGAUAGAGAUGAGCGAGAGUCUAUUUAAGGUGAUCGAUGUUGAUGGAGCAGAGUGA